Messenger RNA from Acipenser ruthenus (sterlet), 2983 nucleotides. RefSeq lists its product as uncharacterized. The coding region runs from base 53 to 1558 and encodes 501 amino acids. Gene Ontology annotation, biological process: meiotic DNA double-strand break formation; homologous chromosome pairing at meiosis; DNA recombination. Gene Ontology annotation, cellular component: condensed nuclear chromosome. The transcript has 3 exons. The record is from RefSeq and is a predicted model, not a curated record. Lineage: Eukaryota; Metazoa; Chordata; Actinopteri; Acipenseriformes; Acipenseridae.
AUUAUCUAUAAACAGCAUUGAGAAUAACACUGAUUCUUUAAAGAGAUGUAUUAUGGAAGGUCUGGAUUUGUUUAUGAAAACAUUACAGGAGAUCAUGGGUUCACAUUAUGAGUCAAUACUGAGUGCACUGUCAUCACAAAGCCAAGCACUGCAAGAGAUUGAGAAAAGAGAGACAAUUAUCAACUCAGAAACCGUUGCACUAAGGUCUUUUGUACUGGCCCUGCAAGAGAGUUUAGAAAGCAUGAAAUCUCAACAAAGUGAAGGGUAUGAGAAAAUCUGUGAAAAGCUUAGCUGGCUAUCGGAUAACUUACAAUUUAAUGAAAUCUUGUCUUUGCUUAAUAAGCUGUCUUCUGCAUGUAAACCUAUGUCGAAGUUAAAAGACAGCACUGUUCAGACUUCCCCUGGUCUAUAUGAAAAACUGUGUCUUGUCAGGCAGGAAAAGACGUACUUUGAAACCACCAGGGUAUGUAGAACCAGCUCGAUUCAGACGCAUGGUGCUUUGGCAGCAGGGCAGGGAGGUGAUGGGGAAUCAUCAUUCGAAAACAGACCUGUUGAUAAUAUUAGCCAGCAGUGCUAUGGCAGGGGCAGUCAGGUCCCAAUGGCAAAGACGAAACAGAGCCCUGUUAGGUAUGCUGAACCGCCUAAACAGCAAAUAUGUAGAGAAAACUGUAAAGACAAUUCAUUGGAGAGUUCUUUGUUGUACAGAGUACCAUACCAAACACAUUCUGCAUCUACCACUGCUACAUUUCCUAGGAUCCCUGUUUCAGUCAGCAGCAACCAAAAUGUUCAGCCAGCUUUAAAGAAGCAGCAGUCAGACCAACAGGCAACCUCUAAUGGAAUGAAUGUGUUCAAGGCACAGACAGCAAUGAAUACAUUGGAACAGAAAAAAGAUCUGUAUGACUUUGAAACACAAACAAAAAUUAACCAGGGUUUCAAAAGUAAAGGUAAACACGCUGCCAUAGACAACAGCCCAGGAUUUGAGAGGAUUAAUAAGAAAGCCAUAGGGUCUAAGAAAGCAUGCAAAAGACAACCAGCUUUUCAAAAUAGACACAAUGCAUGCACAUCCAAGAAAAAGAGAAAGGUAAACAUUUUGAAGUUUUCACAAAGUCAGUCCAAGAAACAAAUACAAGCUCUAGAGGAACAUGAAGACUGUGGGGCAGAUACCCAAAAGAGCAGGGGUAUCUUUGAAAACAAGGUUGGGGGUGUAAGUAUUGCUGCUAAAAACUUAAGAUAUCAAAAUUCAGAACUGAAAGAGAAAUUAAUACCGAUGUGUUAUAUCCGUAAGAGUGUGGUUAAAACCACGGAAGAUGCAGGGCGCUGUAUACUAGAGUCCACUAAUGCUUCUAAAGUAAUGAAUAAUCUGUGGGACUCUUCCUCCCAGGAAAGUGGCCACACACAGGGUAUAGCAGGAUUUGAAAAGCAAGCUCAUUCCUGGAUUAGCCCUGUCAUGCACAGGCCUCCCUGCCCUGCUGUGAACGCCACUAAAACACAGGACAUGCAGAAAAGCAAAAUGCGCUCUCGGAUCUGUAUGUUUGACACCAGUGAUGACUCCGAUUGAAGAAUUACAUUUUAAUCUAGCUGAUACUGUAAAGUAUGUGCUUAAACGUGUUCCUUUUUUGUUUUCUGAUGUUUAAAAAAUGGCUUAGGUUAUAAAAGCAACUCAUUUAUCAUUUCUAUGCUAGAACAGCGUUCAUCUCAGUUGUAUGGUGGGUGGAGGGACUGUACCCAUUCCAAUCGCAUAAUGCCUUAGGUAUUGCACCUGUUUAAGGCUGAUUGGGUCGAUUAAAACAUAUUUUGCAAAUUAUAGUCUAGCUAUGAGAUAGGAGACUAAUGUGGUUCAGUAUUUAGUUCUACUGAUAGUGUGAUCCCAAACAAGCUAAGGAAUAAUUAUUACUCCAGUUUGUAUUCUGUUUUUAGGUGUUUAUCCAAAGUUCUAUGGAUAAUGUUAAAAUGAUGUGAAGUAAUACUGUACUUCACACGCCUUGAUUAUUUAAAAAUGUAGUUGUUGAUCUUUAUGUUUUAAGAUUUCAGGGAAAUAGAAUUAUUAAUUUACAAUUUACAAUUUACAAACAACAUGCACAAGUUCAAUGCCAUGAAUUAACAUAAGACUGAAAUAAACAAAAGUAUUGAAUACUUUUAAUUACAGGUUAAUAAAUAAGGUAUUAGGGCUGACUAGCAUUUUUGACUUAACGUGUUUUCAUCAAACUUGAUUUUAAUUAAAAUGGAAAGAAUCCUCAACAUCCAAAGAGACACAACAUUCUUAAAGCUUUUUAUUCAUGUUUGUAUAAGCACUAUUAAAAUUCUAAAAUUAUAUUUAAAAAAAAAUGUUUAGAUUCCCUCUGGUGACUUUUUAAAACUCAGAAGUUUAAAACACUGCUGUCAUAUUCAUACAGCUCUCAAACAUGUCUAAUCUCCAAGGUCAGCUGGUAAACCAGACCAGGGUGUAAUCAUUAGCCCCUGUAACGCUUUGUCCCUAGCGGAUGUACGAAAUACAUGAGUACGAAUAUACUGUACCAGAUAGAACAUGGUAUUUUUUCCAUCCUCUCAGGGGCAGACUACCACUCUUGUGUCGUCCUUUUAUUAUAACAUUGAUUCACUUCCUCUCCAGCAAGACCCCACAUAAAGAAUCUAUUUUCAGCAAAGUGAUUGAGAAACCUGAACCACACAUCAAACAUGAGUCUAUAAUAUUAUGGUUCCUCUCUUUUUACACUGGCUUUAUUUAAUCAGCUGGAAGUGGGUAAAAAAAUUGGCAGCACACAUUCUUGAAAUCCCAUUACCUUUUUUUAUGGAAAGUAUAUUUGUAAUUCAGAGAAUAGACACAUCAUUCACAGCUUUUAUAGCAUAUUUCUCAAAGGGUACAUACAGUACAUGCCAUCCCUCUUCUAUCAUCUCAAACUGUUAUGCAUAAUCUUGCACCUCAUACUGGAGUUGUUUUUAGCAAUGGAAAUGUUUCUUUCCAAGGAAUGUGUUUUAUUGUGUUGGG